Pectinophora gossypiella (pink bollworm) is the source of this 1894-nucleotide messenger RNA. RefSeq names its product farnesol dehydrogenase-like. The record is from RefSeq and is a predicted model, not a curated record. Lineage: Eukaryota; Metazoa; Arthropoda; Insecta; Lepidoptera; Gelechiidae. The coding region runs from base 211 to 960 and encodes 249 amino acids. The transcript has 7 exons.
AAAACCAGCAUUCAUAGUUACUCUACCGUUCAGUGCGGUUGCGUGCAUUCAGGGCUCAGAUCAGACAAGGUCGUAGAAAACCUGUUUUUAAUACAAGCAGGUAUUUUGGUAUUCCAUAGCAAGAUAUAACCCAAACUCGAGUAGGUUUUAAAAUUAGGUGGGCACGUUUUAGGUAAUCCAGUGAUUUGUGCAACAGAAGUUGUUUUAAAGAUGCAGCGUUGGUGUGGAAAAUCAGCGGUGGUGACGGGCGCAAGCGCGGGGAUCGGGGCCGCAAUCUGCGUGGCCCUCGCCGACGCGGGCCUCAACGUGGUUGGCUUCGCGAGGAGGCCCCAACUUGUUGACAAAUUGUCAUCGAAGGUGAAAGGCAAGGGCAGCAUCAGAUCGCGGCAGUGUGACGUGGGGGACCCGGAGCAAAUAGCUGCAGCGUUCCAGUGGGUGGAGCAGCAGUCAGGCGGAGUCGACCUGCUCGUUAACAACGCUGGCGUCGUCCAUACUGGCAGCAUUACUGUGGCCGGCCGCCAGCCGCUGACUGAGAGCCAGAUAGCGUCCACCAUCGAUGUGAACCUGAAGGGCGUGAUCUUCUGCACGCGGCAUGCCGUCGCCUCCAUGAAGAAGCGAGGCGUUGAUGGACACAUCAUACUCAUAAACAGUAUCGCUGGACACUACAUCCCUUCCGUGGAGGAAUUCAACGUGUACACAGCCUCCAAGCACGCAGUCACUGCGCUUACGGCGUCAUUGUUGAACGAGCUCGCAUUGGCCAAGAGUAAAAUCAAAGUUACUAGUCUGUCUCCUGGGCUGGUAGAGACUGCGAUGACGGAGGAAGUGAUGGCCCACGGAACUGACUUCCAACCGCUGCAGCCUAAGGACAUCGCCGAUGCAGUCCUUUACGUGGUGUCCACGCCGCCUUCAGUCAACAUUUCCGAGAUAACCGUCCAGCCGGUCCAAGAGAAAAAGUUCUGAACAAAUAUUUUAUAAAAUUUAUUUUUUUCUAAAAUACAUAACAAAGAAUUAAUUAAUAAUGAUAUGGCACGCUACGGACUAACAUUAAGCUAAGCCGACCCUGCGGACGACGAGGAAGAUGCCGAACCAAGGAGACUGGUGCCGAACUGCAGCAGAGCUCUAAGGAUGUCCAUCUUCAGGGUCCAGAAUGGAGAAGCUGGCUCGCUGGAUGGAGUCUUCGAUUGCUGUUUAAAAAAAUAAUAAUUAUAAGUAAUCUGUAUUUUUAUUAUAUUUUCGCGCCAAAACAUGAAAUGAAGUAUUUUCAAUUGGAGACAAUAUAGCUAACCUUAUACAGAUUAAACGUCGUUUUUGAAAACUAGAUAGAUAGAAAACAUUUCAUUUCAUAUAAAGCGUGUAAAUUAGGUAAGCGAAAACGAAGAGGGUUGAAAAAGAAAAGACAAUUUUUUUUAAAUUAGAUUUGUGCCUGUAAAAGAAAAUGAAAAAGAUUGAAUGCUGUGAAGAACACAAACAAACAGUGCAGAGAACUAUCUACUGAACACAAUAGGUAAAAAUAAUAAGUAUUUUAGUAGUGUGUUGAUGCAAACAAAACAAUAAUAUUUAAGUUCGUACCUUUCUUUACUUACUCGUCAAUUACUAUCUAAGUAAAUAAAAAAUGGGCAUAUUGGUAGAUGAACAUGUAUCUAACUCACGACUCGACUCUUUAUUAAAAUCAAACAAUAAAACAAUGAAAAACGAAAACUAAUUCUAUUUUGUACUACUUAAUUAAAACUUUUAUAUAUCACAUAUUGUAUUUGUCAAAGAGAAAUUCUAAAUGUACUUAGAUACAUCUAUAAGUAACGUAUCUAAACGUUACUUUCGGCAGGGUAUUUGUAGAUAUACAUCAUGUGUUACAAAAUAAAUUUAUAUCAAAGUGUAUUGAAACAAUAUACCAUAA